UUUGAGAGCAACUACGCUCCUCAUCAUGUUAUGGUGACAAAGAGAUGGUCAAAAUUACUUCGAUCCACCGUUAUGGAUGGGAGGGUGUUGAGCUUCCGGAUCAAACGGAGUCUUAAGAUGCGGACCUUAAUGCAAGCUUACUCCGACCGGCUUAAGGUCGAUGCGAACACUUUCGUUUUCUUGUAUGACGGCGUUAAGCUUUCACCUGACGACACCCCGGACGAGCUUAAGCUUGAGGAUGGAGCUGAAAUCGAUGCAAUGUUGCACCAAGACGGCGGGUUCUUCCACUGUGCUUUCAUGUAAUCUGGGCUGAUGUGUUAAUUGGUGUUUUGAGUCUGC
Molecule: messenger RNA, 339 nt
Organism: Tarenaya hassleriana
Lineage: Eukaryota; Viridiplantae; Streptophyta; Magnoliopsida; Brassicales; Cleomaceae
Product: small ubiquitin-related modifier 2-like
Exons: 3
Coding region: 31-303 (90 amino acids)
Biological process (GO): protein sumoylation
Cellular component (GO): nucleus
Molecular function (GO): protein tag activity; ubiquitin-like protein ligase binding
Source: RefSeq, a predicted model, not a curated record